AUGGACGAUGUCGAUAAGCGGACCAAAGAGGCGUUCGUCGCUGGGCUCGCAGGCACGAGCGCGCGCGAAGUGUUCCUCGUGUUUGCAAUUGCUCCAGGAACGGUAUGGCUCUACUCGGAGCUGCUGCUGCUGCUGCUGGACAUCGUGGGUCGCAAUGAGCGCUCAAGUGUCCACAAGCUGCAUCUGGUGCAGCAGAUCUUGCUCGAGUUUGCCGUGACGGUCGUGCCCACGAUGAUCGGGUUCACCUUUACCGAGUAUGCCGUGCCGCUGCUUGCAACGGUGUACUGCUUCGCGGCACUGUUGUGCGCAUUGUCGCGGAUUCAUGCCAACGCGAGCAUGCACAAACACUGCAGAAAGGAAAAGAUGAACCAGCUCCUUGGCAAAGAGCUGCCGUUCUUGACCAACUUUCGAGCGCAAAUCAUGCUCUCCACGUGCUUUGCUAUCCUUGCCGUUGAUUUCACCAUCUUUCCCCGUCGCUUUGCCAAGACGGAAAACUAUGGCUAUAGCGUGAUGGACAUUGGAGUCGGAGCGUUCAUCCUUUCAUCGGCGAUCGUGUCAGCACCUGCUCGUCAAGGCCGCGCUAGUAUCAUGACAAAGAGGUCCCAGUCUGGACACAAGUCUUCGCAAGGUUUUGCACAGAGAUGCUAUGACUUUCUUCGACCCGUUGCGCUGGUCCUUGUCUUCGGCAUAGCAAGAUUCCUGGCUGUCAAGGGCGUAAACUACCAGGAGCACGUGUCUGAGUACGGCGUGCACUGGAACUUCUACUUUACCUUAGCGGGUGUGUACUUGAUGUACUCUUUCCUGCGUGCGUUUGGCAACUGGGCGACAAGCCCUGUGGUCGCUCUCUCGAUUGCUUUGGGUUACCAAGUGUAUCUUUCCCGAUAUGGUGGUGAAGAGUACAUUCUGCAUGCACCCCGAGAUGACCUGAUGGGCCAAAAUCGCGAAGGGAUUCUGAGCCUGGCGGGUUAUACUUCCCUUUACAUGCUUUCUGUCACUGCGGGCCAACGCAUUUUUGCCUGCAUCGAUGCGAACGGGUCAAAAGCUCAGCGCAACAUGAGGUGGCUCGUGCUCACGCUCGUUGCUGUCACUGUGAUAUUGUGGCUGUCGACGUACUUGUCCGUUCGACUUGUCGCUCGUCCAUCGCGUCGAAUGCUGAACAUGUCGUAUCUGUUGUGGGUCCUCGCCGAGUCGGCGUUCUUGCUGGCGAUCUACUGCGUCAUCCAAACUGUCUGUAUGCUACCACGAGUUCCACUGCUGUUCCAGGGCAUUAACCAUAACCAGCUCUUCGUCUUUGUGGUGGCCAACUUGAUGACGGGAGCGGUGAACCUGAGCAUGCACACGAUCGAUACAGAGCCCAUUGGUGCUGCUGCAGUGCUGCUGGUCUAUAUGCUGGUGGUCUGCGUGCUCGCUUCGGUGCUCCAGCACGCGCAUGUCCGCAUCAAGCUGUAA
Molecule: messenger RNA, 1449 nt
Organism: Hyaloperonospora brassicae
Lineage: Eukaryota; Oomycota; Peronosporomycetes; Peronosporales; Peronosporaceae
Source: the annotation of a GenBank genome assembly